This is a messenger RNA of Nicotiana tabacum (common tobacco), 1229 nucleotides long. The record is from RefSeq and is a predicted model, not a curated record. NCBI's taxonomy places the organism in Eukaryota, Viridiplantae, Streptophyta, Magnoliopsida, Solanales, Solanaceae.
AAUCGGAUGCAAACCUAUUUAUAUUCCACUCUUUUAUUCCUUCUCACUUCCGCUCUUCCCCUAUCCUUUCAAUCUCUCUCUCCGCCGCUCCGUUCACUUCAAACCCUUCACCGGCGUUCGAAAACCCUAGGCCCUAAUUUCUCCCCAAUCGGUUAGGGUUUAGCUCCGUAAGAUCGUUAUUUAUUUUUAUCCGUCAAUUUAUCUGAUAAAAGUUAGAUUCGGAGGAAUGGCGAGUUCGACUACGAGCAAUGUUUACAUCCACGUCAUCGAAGAUGUCAUCAGCAAGGUCCGUGAUGAGUUCAUCAACAACGGUGGUCCCGGAGAGAGUAUCCUCAACGAGCUCCAAGGAUUGUGGGAGAUGAAAAUGAUGCAUGCUGGGGCUAUAUUGGGUACAACAGAGAGGAAUUCAGCUCCGAAAGGGACAGGUCCAAUAACAACCCCUGUUCAUGACCUUAAUGUGCCUUAUGAAGGCACUGAGGAGUAUGAAACUCCCACUGCCGAUAUACUGUUUCCUCCCACUCCAUUGCAGACUCCGUUGCCUGGUACCGCCCAGACACCGCUACCUGGAACAGCGCAGACGCCCCUCCCGGGAACUGCCCAAACACCUCUUCCUGGAACAGCAGAUAGCAGCUCAAUGUAUAAUAUUCCUACAGGUGGCAGUACUCCCUUUACACCUAAUGAGUACUCUUCUUUGAAUGAUACUGGUGGUGCAACUGAGAUGAAAGGCGGUCCAGGGAGACCUAGUCCAUUUAUGCAACCACCCUCCCCUUGGUUGAAUCAAAGGCCUCCCCUUGAUGUUAAUGUUGCUUAUGUCGAAGGACGAGAAGAAGUUGAUCGCGGAGCUUCUCAGCAACCCAUGACCCAGGACUUCUUUAUGACGGCUGCUGGAAAGCGGAAAAGGGAAGAUUUUGCAUCUCAAUAUAACAAUGGGGGAUACAUACCUCAACAGGAUGGUGCUGCAGAUUCAAUAUAUGACAUCAUGAAGGAUAGUGAAGGCAGCAAUUUUCAGCUUGAGUUGGUGACGUCUAUCCAGGCUGCUGCUUCUAGAAUUCCUCAAGUUGAUGGUCCAACCGACCAUUAUGACGAAGCGCUUUCGACACCCAAUGUAAGUUUUCUUCUUUUAUGUAUCAUCGUCAUCCAAAGUCAUAUUCACUUGCUAUACAAAGAUCAUGUGUUUGUCCUAUUUAUUCAAGCAUAGUUACCCUCUUGAUUGCACAUGCGGCAUUUUA